Molecule: messenger RNA, 693 nt
Organism: Artibeus jamaicensis (Jamaican fruit-eating bat)
Lineage: Eukaryota; Metazoa; Chordata; Mammalia; Chiroptera; Phyllostomidae
Gene: ARMH2
Product: armadillo like helical domain containing 2
Exons: 2
Coding region: 1-693 (230 amino acids)
Source: RefSeq, a predicted model, not a curated record
AUGGACGGGGCCCAGGAGUCUCCCGUGCAAUUUUUAGCUCGGGUUCGUCAGUACUUUGCGGGGCUGUGCCAGUGCCUGCAGAACUUCUGGAACAGUGUCAAGGCCUUUUUCGUGAAGAAGGAAAAGGAAGAACAUCUCCCUCCAGGGGACAAUAUUUUUCACAAUGAAAAAAUAGUGGUGCUGGGCCAGGUGUUGAAGAACAAAUCUCUAGCCGUUGAAAAGAGGGUCCGGGCCGCCUACCAGAUCGGACUAUUGGUCUUCACAGGAGGCCCCACGGCGGGGAGGUUUGCGGCCGAGCACAUGAAGGAGGUGGCCCUCUUGCUGCAAAAUCGCCAGUUGGCACCGAGGGCGAGGAUCCUGCUGCUGCAGAGCCUGGCGUGCUGGUGCUAUCUGGAUCCCGCCAGCCAGCACCGGGCCCAGUUUCUCAAGUUCAUCCCCAUCCUCACCGCAUUUUUCGAUGACUCACAGGAGUCAACCUCCAAGAGUGAGGUCAACAGCCACCUGCUGGUGAAAUUCUGGACGUGCUAUGUCCUCUCUGUCAUGACCUGCAACAACUCGGCCUUCGUGGAGGAGCUGAAGGAGCACGUAGCCCUCAGGAGCCACCUGCAGCUGCUGGCCAGUGAGAACUGGAACGGGUGGCCCGAGAACUUCGCCCAGGUGCUGUAUUUCCUGAUCGGUUUCCACAGGAACUAA